GAGAUGCCUGAGAGAAGGGGCUUUCCUGUAGCUCUUCCAGGAUUGGUCUCUGCUCUUCUGCAGUGAGCAGGGCGGGGGAACCCUGUGGGAGAGCAGUGAUUUGUUUGUCUUUGCUUGGCCCCUUCCACCUCCCUAGACUUUUUUAAAAAGCAUAAUGGAAAAAACUGUCCACAGUGGAAUGGGAGAGAAAAAGAAAGCAGGGCAUCAGGUGAGCUGUGGGGACACAGUUGCCUGCAGAGACUGGAGCCCUGCCUUCUAUCAUCUCUGAUUGAACUAAGGGGCCUUCCCCUUGGCUUAGGUCUCCAUUUGUCCUGCUCUUACUCUCAGCUGAGACACCUCUUUGUUCUUGGUUUGCUUAGCACCUGGGUGACAGAGAAUGCAGCUUCUCUUGGAGAGUACACAGUCAGAGAUGGCAACCUUAGAUUGUCUAUUGAAUGCAGUCCUUUUGCAGAUGAGGAAACCAAGGCCUGGGAUUAUUUUGAGUGGGUAGCAGUGUGGUCUCCUGAUAGCUACACUGCAGCCUCAGAAGUAUUUUCCGGGGCCUAGGUAUGUGACAAAGGGACUUUGUUGCAACUAAGGAGAUCAGGGUUCUGGUGGAAGAGCCCAUUCCAGCCACUGCAACUCCUGCAAAGCUGAGCCUGUGCCAAAUUUGUGCUGGUGGUACACUGGGGAGUGUGUAUGUACCAGCUCAGAUUUGCUGAAAGGAGGAACCUGUAUCUUGUGUGUGGCUCUAGUAGGAAGGUGGCUUGAGAGCUUGGGGUGAGGUUCUCCCUAUAAAGCUGUAUAUGGGUUUUGGAGAACCUAACCUGCUGGAGAAAGACUAUGCAGGCUGAUGGAGCCACAACUUUAGAUCUUGGCUGGCCCAGUCCUUUUAAUUUACCAGAUAAGGAAACAAGAGGCCUGGAGCCAUGAAGAGAUUUUUCCCAGGUCCUGUAAUGAGCAAAAGACUCAUGAACGGCCACCUAGCUGACCAGGUCAAAGCACUAUGCAUUGCUAUGCUGAUUAACUCUGUCCUUCUGGCCCUUGUGUGGGCAGAGCUGUGCCUGAGUCCCAUGCUUAUUGGCCAUGGGAAGCUGGCAAAUAUGAGGCAGGCCUUGUACCUCCCUUCCCCAUUUUGGCCCCAAAGGUUCUUUCUGGAGCCAUUUCCAAUUUCAGAUACUCAAUCUUCUCAGAUACCCAGGAAUUGGGUCUAACCCUCCUGCAUCCUAUAGCUUCCCAAUCCUAGUCCUCAGCUAGCUGUCAGGUGGGAAAGACUGGGAAAUAUGUCUGUUAUAUAGUGGUAUCCAGGUCCCCAAGGGGAUACUGCAGUGCUUAUUGGACUCUGGUGCUCCAUGGAGAGGCAGUGAUCAAGGGAGGGGGUCAUUCCUGGGUCCCUCUGAGACCCCAGCUUCUGACUCUGCAUGGACAUGUGCCCUGCAGGUUGCACUUCCCCCAGCUGGCCCUGCGAAGGAGGCUAGGCCAGCUGAGCUGCAUGUCCAGACCUGCCCUGAAACUGCGCUCCUGGCCCUUGACUGUUCUCUACUACCUCCUGCCCUUUGGUGCUCUCAGGCCACUCAGCCGGGUGGGAUGGAAGCCUGUGAGCAGGGUGGCCCUGUACAAGUCAGUGCCAACACGUUUGCUGUCACGGGCCUGGGGUCGCCUCAACCAGGUGGAGCUGCCGCACUGGCUGCGCAGGCCUGUCUAUAGCCUGUACAUCUGGACCUUCGGGGUGAACAUGAAGGAGGCCGCUGUGGAGGACUUGCACCACUACCGCAACCUCAGCGAAUUCUUCCGGCGCAAGCUGAAGCCACAGGCCCGGCCUGUCUCUGGGCUGCACAGUGUGAUCAGCCCAUCGGAUGGGAAGAUCCUCAACUUCGGGCAGGUGAAGAACUGUGAGGUGGAGCAGGUGAAGGGGGUCACUUAUUCCUUGGAGUCAUUCCUGGGCCCUCGCACCUACAUGGAAGACCUGCCUUUCCCACCAGCCUCUUCAUGUGACUCCUUCAGGAACCAGCUGGUUACCCGGGAAGGGAAUGAACUCUACCACUGUGUCAUAUACCUGGCCCCUGGGGACUACCACUGCUUCCACUCACCCACUGACUGGACUGUCUCCCAUCGGCGCCACUUCCCAGGCUCCCUGAUGUCAGUGAACCCUGGCAUGGCUCGCUGGAUCAAAGAGCUCUUCUGCCAUAACGAACGGGUAGUUUUGACAGGAGACUGGAAACAUGGCUUCUUCUCGCUGACAGCUGUGGGGGCCACCAACGUGGGCUCCAUUCGCAUCUACUUUGACAGGGACCUGCACACAAACAGCCCAAGGUACAGCAAGGGGUCCUACAACGACUUCAGCUUUGUGACGCACACCAACAAGGAGGGAGUCCCCAUGCGCAAGGGUGAGCAUCUGGGCGAAUUCAACUUGGGCUCCACCAUUGUGCUCAUCUUCGAGGCCCCCAAGGACUUCAAUUUCAGGCUGAAAGCAGGGCAGAAGAUCCGCUUUGGGGAGGCUUUGGGCUCCCUCUAGGUCUUCCUUCUGCCUACGACUGCCAAUGCAUCUAAGGGAACUAAGGGUCUUUUAUAGAAGCCUCCAGGGUGUCUAGGCAAGGGAAUCACCUCAGGUGUGUGUGGGAAGGUCGAUCCAGUAGAACCUGAAUGAUUUGCUACUGCCUGUCCCAGAGGUGCAGACAAGAGAUUCUGAAUCCUCACGAGGCAGCCAAAACCCGUCAUGCCUGUGACCUACCCUACAGAGAGAAAAAGUAUAGGUGUGGAUAACCUCACAAUCACAUCUGGAUCUUUUUUAAAUGUUGUAUAAACUGGAGACUCUUCUCUCCUGGUUGGUCUUGGAUAUUGUUAGGCGAUGCUAAGUGCGAACAUGCCCUCUAGCCAUUCCUCCCCAUAACUGGAGAGUUUUGUUGGACCCUUUGGCUUUUUCUGGUCUUGUCCCUCUUGUCCCUUUACCUCCCAUAGUGCACAGGAUGAACUGCCUCUUUGGCAUGGAUUGUGGACCCUCCCUCCCAGAGCAGGCCACACAGACUUCAUGACAACUAUUUUCUGUUCCCAAACUUGCCUCACCCUGCUUGAUGGAAAAGCAAAAUCUUUCUUUGCAUUUGGGGCUUGACUGCAUUGCUCUGGACUCUUGCCGGGAUCUUCUGAGGAUGGUAACUAUGACACGGACCUUUCUAGGCCCUGAGGAGUGACCUUCCAGAGCUUCCUUGCAGCAGGCAAGGCCAAUUACUGUCCCACCUGGUGGCUAGGCUGAAUGGGGCAGGCAGGAGGGGUAGAAGCCUAGUUUGAGCUGGCAUCGCUGUUUCCAGAUCCAGCUCUACAUGAAGUAUGGGAAAUUGCUGUUGUUCCAAGGACUGUGUUGGAGGCUAAAGGUGUAUGGUGGGUCAGUACUAGAAAACCUGUCCCAGGUGACAGGUAUGUAGGCCUUGAGCAGUGGUGGGGACAGUCAGGUUACCUGUUGUUCCUGUGAAUUUCUCCUCCAGGGGAAGUCAUUGAAUUUUUUCAACUGUAUCAGUAGCACAGUAUUUUUGUAUGAAAAGUGGGAGACUUCUGAACAGUAAUUCAUUUAAUUGCAAGACAUUUUGAAAUAAAAAGCUUAAAACUCA
Messenger RNA from Marmota flaviventris (yellow-bellied marmot), 3581 nucleotides. The record is from RefSeq and is a predicted model, not a curated record. Lineage: Eukaryota; Metazoa; Chordata; Mammalia; Rodentia; Sciuridae.